Messenger RNA from Medioppia subpectinata, 532 nucleotides. NCBI's taxonomy places the organism in Eukaryota, Metazoa, Arthropoda, Arachnida, Sarcoptiformes, Oppiidae. The record is from the annotation of a GenBank genome assembly.
CAUUAUUUUUUAUAUAAAUAGCAGCGUAGAACACAGUCAAACAUAACAACAAACUUCAACUAUUAAAUAACUUACCAAGUUAACCUACUAUUAAAUAACCUAUCAACAUGUUUAUGAAAUUGGCACUAUUGACUAUGGUAGUUUGCGCCGUUCAGGGCAACACCGUUAACCGAUUGCUGGCCAGCAUUGGCACCGAUGCUAACGAUGCCAACACAUGUUUGGCCACUCUGUUCACCGGUCACUGUCAACGGGAAAUCAAGCCCAGCCAACAGGAGGCCUACUAUUGCUGCGUGUUGUGGGAUGAGCUAGAUUGUUUUAAAGCCCAUUAUAAGGCCGACUGUACUGCAGCCGAUGCGGCAGAUCUCGAGAAAGUCUGGGAUAACAUUCAGCUGACAAUCGCCGGUCAGGUUUACAGCGAGCCCUCGUGUACUGCCGAUCACUAUGGCGUCGAUGUGAGCAGGGACGUUUGCAAAGUUACUGGUUAAAUGUAAUAUUGUUACAUAAACAAUUAUAUUUGAUUUAUCGAGAAUAA